GAGCUUGUUGGCACUGCCUGUCCGGGGACCCUGGGGCUGCUGUUCCUGUGGUAAUGUGGCAGCUGGGACCAUGGCCAGCUUCAGUCUGCCUGGCGUCACAUAAGCCAGCCCACAGGGUCCUGCAGCUUGUCCUUUCUGGCUGGAAGCUCUGGGCAUAGCCUGGGACUGGGUCUCUCCAGAGAGGGCUGUAGCCAGGGCCCUGCCAGCCUCGGGGGCCACAGCGGCUCUCACACCAGCAUCUUGCUGGAUAGGAGCAGUUCCAGGACUCUCUGAUCACACCUGAUCAUCGUCACUGCCAGAAUUCAAGGUAGCUGCCUGGACUGUUUGAGGCUGCGUGGCCCAGCAGGAGGAGCACAGGCCACCCAUCCUGAACCUCUUCCCCGACUCACUGUGUGAAUGCAGGCAAAUCAGUUAACUUUCCGGAGCCUCAGUUUCCUCACUUGAAUUAUGGGGCCAUGGCUGAGAGGUGUGCCUCAGCUUAACCCACUCAGUGAUGGACUCCAGUGCCUGCAAGAAGUCUCACCAGAGUAAGAAGUGGAGGAUCCAGGCCCAGGAGAAUUUUGCCAAGAAGUUUCCGUACAGGUUGUCGUGGCUGACAGAGCCCGACCCUGAGCCCCUGCAGCCCUGGGAGGUCACAAACGACUCGAACACGGUGCAGCUGCCCCUGCAGAAGAGGUUGGUGCCAACGAGGUCCAUCCCAGUCCGAGGGCUCGGGGCUCCAGAUUUUACAUCACCGUCUGGCUCCUGCCCGGCACCACUACCAGCACCAUCACCACCUCCACUGUGCAACCUUUGGGAACUCAAGUUGCUGAGUCGCCGCCUCCCCAGACAACUCGCCUUCCUGCUGUCCACCCAGCACACUGAGGCUGCCUGCCCCCAGACCAGCGAGGCGGCAGGGCUGUCCAGGGGCCUCUCCUAGAGACUGGGCUCUGUGUGUGGCCUUCUUAUUGGCCACCUUCUCCUUGGCAGGCUCUGGGCAGUAGCCACAGAGACUUUAUAGUAAAGGGAUCAGCCUUCAUGGCCAUCAUAGACCGGGAGUGGUUUGUGGUCCCCCCAAAAAGCUACACCAAGCUAAUAAACUGCGAGUUCCCACCCCACUUCCAGCUGGAAUGAUCA
This is a messenger RNA of Pan troglodytes (chimpanzee), 1116 nucleotides long. RefSeq names its product chromosome 3 C3orf22 homolog (gene C3H3orf22). The transcript has 5 exons. The record is from RefSeq and is a predicted model, not a curated record. Lineage: Eukaryota; Metazoa; Chordata; Mammalia; Primates; Hominidae. Bases 494 to 919 code for a protein of 141 amino acids.